UGCCAGCCACUUUGGCUUUUCCCGUAGAUCUAAGUUUACGAAUUGCGGUUUUAUUGCUCAUCAGUCUUGGCCUACGGUUUGGGGAAUUUAUGAGAUUUAUUGGAGAUUAAUUCUGGACCAUGUACAGACAAAUCUUGGUGUCUUCAGUUGGCAAGUAAAGUGAUGCCACCAUGCCUCAGCCAAAGAUAGAUGAAUAUUCAGAUGUCCAGGUUUAUUUCACAGCCGAUGAAUGGGCAGAGAUCAGCAGUUAUGAGAGACUUUGCAUUAAGAACAUCAAGGAAAACUACGAGAUGAUGAUGGAAGUUGGAGUAGAGGUGAGUCCACCAGUGUUUAUGCAACGUCAACCAGUGAAGGAAGCGACUUUAGAGAAAGGUGAAGAAGCGGAUGAGGAGGACAAGUCAAGAGGACCUUCUGAUGCUCAAAAUCAUCAGAGGAUUUUCCAGUCGGGUCAUAGAGAGAAGAAUGACUUACAUGAAGAGAAUUUAGAUGCAUCCAAUAUAGAUUCUAAAACGGAUAGUGAUGAUGGCAACCUGCAAGCUGAUGCUAAUGACAACGCAGACUUGAUAAUCAGUGAGGCUACCCAUAUACAAACCAAUCCAACAUCAUCAGGUGACCAAAGGUCAGGUGAUCUCAUCUCUCAGUCAUGUGAUCAGAAGGCAGAAGUUGGUGAUGCUGAUCACAAUGCAGAUGGAAAGAUCAGUGAGCUGGGAAGGAAGAACGGUGAUGAAGCUACUCAGAUACAAACCAAUCCAACCUCAUCAGGUGAUCAAAAGUCAGAUGAUCCCGUCACUCAGUCAUGUGAUCAGAAGGCAGAAGUAGCUUCAGGAGGCAGCUGGUCCCCAACACAGUGCACACAAUCUGCAUUUGAAGAGGAUUCAAGAAUCUAUAGAUGUGAGUUCUGUGGGUCACACUAUGCCGUUCCUCUCAUCUUUGCAAGGCAUCUCAAGUACAAACAUGGCGUCGAUGAUGUCGUCUUUCCAUCGUAUGCUGCACAGGAAGACUUUCUACACGUUGUCGAAGGAGAAAUACAAAAACGCAUGUACAACACGGAUGACCUUGCACUAGGAGAAAAAUUCAUUUCUAAAAUAGGAAAUAAGGAAAAUAUGCUCGACAGCAAAUCAUGUAAAGGUUCGUCUUCUGGAACAUUGCAUAAAGUAAUCCAGGAAGCCGAGAAACACUUCGUAUGUGAUCAAUGUGGUAAGGAAUUUAAUAAGAAAUCUAAUCUCACGUCACAUAAACGAAUCCAUACAGGUGAGAGGCCCUAUGCAUGUGAUCAAUGUGGUAAGGCGUUUAAUCAAAAGUCUCAACUCACAAAACACAAACGGAUCCAUACAGGUGUGAAGCCCCAUGUAUGUGACCAAUGUGGUAAAGCAUUUAGUCAGCGUUGUAAUCUCAUAACACAUACACGGAUCCAUACAGGUGAAAAGCCCUAUGUAUGUGAUCUAUGCGGGAAGGCAUUUAUAGAUGCAACAGCUCUUAGAAGACACAAAUAUAUCCACACAGGCGAGAGGCCCUUUAUGUGUGUUGAGUGUGGUAAGGCUUUUAAUGAUCGAUGUGAUCUGAGAAAACAUAAACGAGUCCAUGAGGGUGAAAAGCUGUCUGUGAGUGAUGAGGGUGGUAAGGUAUUUAAUAAUGAAAGUGAUCUCGCAACGCAUAAAGAAAUCCAUACAGGUGAAAAGCCGUCUGUGAAUGAUGAGUGUGGUAAGGCAUCUAGUAAUGAAACUGAUCUCAAAAAAGAUAAACAAAUAAAUACAGGUGAGAAGCCCUUUGUGACUGACGAGUGUGGUAAGGCAGUUAAUAAUGAAACUGAUCCCCAAAAAGAUAAACAAAUCGUGACAGGUGAUAAGCCCUUUGUGUGUGAUGUGUGUGGCAAAGCAUUCAGUGAUAGAAGUGACUGUAGGAGACACAAACGGAUACAUACAGGUGUGAAGCCCUAUGUAUGUGAUCAGUGUGGUAAAGCAUUCAAUCAGCGCUGUAAUCUCGUAACGCAUACACGGAUCCAUACAGGUGAAAAGCCUUAUGCGUGUGAUCAAUGUGAUAAUGCAUUUAUAGAUGCAACAGCUCUUAGAAGACACAAAUACAUCCAUACAGGUGAGAGGCCCUUUAUGUGUGUCGAGUGUGGGAAGACAUUUAACGAUAGAUGUGAUCUUAGGAAACAUAAACGAGUCCAUACAUGUAAAAAGCCUCCUGUGUCAGGUGACUGUGGUAAGGCAUUUAAUGAUGGCAGUGAUCCCACAUCACAUAAACGAGUCCAUACAGGUGAAAAGCCCUUAAUGAGUGAUGAGAGGAAUAAGGCAUGUAAUGAUAGAACUGAUCUCACAUCGCAUAAACAAAUCCAUACAGGUGAGAAGCCCGUGAUUAGUGAAGAGAGGGUUAAGGCAUUAAAUGAUGGAAGUGAUCUGAAAACCGAUAAAGGCGGCGAGGACCCCAUUCUGAUUGAAAGGUGUGGUAAGGCAGUCAAUGGUGAAAGUGAUGUCACAAUGCUUAAACAAACAGAUACAGGUGAGAAGCUCUUUGUCAAUGAUGAGGGCACCAAGGCAUGCAGAGAUGGAACCAACAUUAAGAGACAAAAACGAGUCCAUACUGGCGAGAAGUCCUUUUUAUGUGAGCAGUGUGGCAAGGCAUUUCGUUACAAACACGUUCUCAAAAUCCAUAAACGAAUCCAUACGGGUGAGAAGCCCUAUGUAUGUGACGUAUGCGGGAAGGCAUGUAUUUAUGAACACGAUCUCACAACGCAUAAGAGAAUCCACACAGGAGAGAAACCCUAUGUGUGUGAUCAGUGUGGUAAGGCAUUUAACCAGAGUUGUAAUCUCAAAAACCACACAAGAAUCCACACGGGUGAGAAUCCCUAUGUAUGUGAUCAGUGUGGUAAGGGAUUAAGUAGUAAAACUGCAUUGACCAGGCACCAACUUACCCAUACAGGUGAGAAGCCCUAUGCUUGUGAUCAGUGUGAUAAAGUGUAUACCCAAGAACAAUAUCUUACAGUCCAUAAGCGAACCCAUACGGGUGAGAAGCCCUUCGUAUGUGAACAAUGUGGUAAGUCAUUCAAUGACGGGACUGCCUAUAAAAGACACAAGCAGAUGCAGAACGCGGAAAGGCCCUUUAAAUGCGAUCAGUGUUGUCGAGCUUUUAGAACUGAACAGAGUCUAACGGAACAUAAGCGACUUCAUCGAGGUGAGAAGCCCUAUGUGUGCGAUGAUUGUGGUAUGGAAUUCGGAAAUAAAACCUCGUUUAGGAGACACCAAACGAUCCAUACAGGUUUAAAGCCCUUCGUGUGUGAUCAGUGUGGUAAAGCAUUUCGACUUGAACUGUAUCUGGUGUCUCAUAAGCAAACGCAUACAGGUGAAAAACCUUAUGUGUGUGACCUAUGUGGUAAAGCAUUUAAACGUGAACAUUAUCUCAUAUCUCAUAAACGAACUCAUACGGAUGAAAGGCCUUAUGUGUGUGAUAUCUGUGGUAUGGCGUUUCGUACUUCAUCUCCUCUCGCCGCACAUAAACGUAUCCACACAGGUGAGAAGCCCCAUGUAUGUGACCAGUGUGGUGUGGCAUUUCGUUGUAAAUCUACUCUCACGGCACACAAGCGAAUCCAUACGGGUGAAAAGCCCUAUGUCUGUGAUCUCUGUGGUAAGGCGUAUCGACAGUUAUCUAAUUUCACGGCACAUAAACGAGUCCAUACAGGUGAGAAGCCGUACGUGUGUGAUCUGUGUGGUAAAGCAUAUAGAGAAAGAAAUGCUUUUAGAUGUCACCAAAAAACCCAUUUACGUGAUAAAGCCUAUGCUGAAAUAGACACUGCUGUUUGGUUGUAAAAACUAAAUCAUGUUAAAAAAAUAGACAUGGUAAAUGUUGAAAAUCAAAUCGUAAAAUAUGGAAACAAAUAAGAGAGGUAUUGCAUUCCUACUUUUUUUUUUGCAUAUUUUCAUGGAACAGCCAGUGCGGUAUGCAAAUGAGGGAAUUGUUUACAAUCCCGGGGGGGGGGGGGGAGUCAAAUAUAUUGCUGUACACAUGCGUGAUUAAAAAACGUGUUUAAAGGGGUGGGUUUUGUUUCAGUUUUGGACACAGGCCGCGGUGCACUGAUUUUCAAGAAAAAGGGUGGUUUUGAAUUACUGGUUUAAAGGAAAUCGUAGGGUCAAAUGUAUUUAGGGUAUGUAUUUUUUUCCAAAGAUUUUUUUUUUUAAGACUAGCCAGAUGUGUUCGGGGUAUUUUUUCCCCCCAAACUUUUUCCCAGGUCAUAUUCUGGCAACAACUUGUUUAGGAGGUUAUUUUG
Messenger RNA from Lytechinus variegatus (green sea urchin), 4264 nucleotides. Its product is annotated as zinc finger protein 721-like. NCBI's taxonomy places the organism in Eukaryota, Metazoa, Echinodermata, Echinoidea, Temnopleuroida, Toxopneustidae. The coding region runs from base 171 to 3806 and encodes 1211 amino acids. Gene Ontology annotation, biological process: regulation of DNA-templated transcription. The record is from RefSeq and is a predicted model, not a curated record. The transcript has 6 exons.